Messenger RNA from Colletotrichum aenigma, 1809 nucleotides. It is a transcript of the gene swnT-0, whose product is annotated as Swainsonine transporter swnT. Gene Ontology annotation, cellular component: membrane. The coding region runs from base 1 to 1809 and encodes 602 amino acids. The record is from RefSeq and is a predicted model, not a curated record. The transcript has 4 exons. NCBI's taxonomy places the organism in Eukaryota, Fungi, Ascomycota, Sordariomycetes, Glomerellales, Glomerellaceae. Gene Ontology annotation, molecular function: transmembrane transporter activity. Gene Ontology annotation, biological process: transmembrane transport; amino acid transport.
AUGUCAACUCUAAAAGACAAGGAAAAGGCAGCCCGAACUCAGAGUGGUAAUGAGGUGGCCGGAGAGUCGCAGUCCAUCAACCUGCCCGUUGCUGAGGACGGCCACAUGGAAAGGCCUUUCACGACAUGGACGGCUAUCGGAAUCGCCCAUUCAAUCACGAACACAGCCAUGGGAAUACUUCUCACUGUGGGAACGACUGUCCCAUUUGGCGGCGCCCCGUUAUCCUUCUUCGGCUUCAUUCUCAUGGCCUUGGUGGGACUGAGCACGGCCACCAGUCUUGCUGAGCUUGCUUCCGCCAUUCCACAUCUUGGUGGGCAGUACGUCUGGGUGGCCCGUCUGUCUCCAGCAAGUCCACGAAGGUUCCUGUCGUAUGCGACAGCAAUAGCAAGCUGGGCCGGCGCGGUCUGCACAGGGGCAUCAGUCUGUCUUACUGUACCUCAGGUCACACUGGCCAUGGUAGCGAUGACCAGGCCUGACUUCGAAUACAAGCCUUGGAUGGGAUUUAUAGGGUACCACAUCAUCAACAUUCUGACAGCCUCUGUCAGCUGUUUCGAGCGGAUUCUUCCCCAGCUAGGAAGCGGGUGUCUCAUCUUCACGGUCCUGUCGAUUAUGGCUAUCGUGGUCAGCCUUUUUGCAGGUUCAACAGAACGAGUGACCUCGGAGCAAUUCUCCACGGACUACUACAACAUUUCUUGCUGGCCCAAAGGCGUUGCAUUCAUCAUUGGUAUCAACGGCCUGAACUGGAGCUUCUCCUGUCUGGACGCAGUGGUGCACAUUGCCGAGGAAAUCCCUCAGCCAAGCAAAAAUAUCCCCAAGGCACUUGUGUGGACUAUUGCUGUCGGCUUCACUACCGGCCGGCAUGCUUACUAUUUUGGCACUAACAAACACGCCGCAUUCGGUCUCCAGUCCCUUCUCCUUGUUUCUACCACAGGGGCCAUGUUUGGCGUCCAGACCUGGCAAUCCAGGCUGACCUGGGCUUUCGCACGAAGCAGGGGCUUUCCUUUUCAAUCUUAUCUCCGCAGGAUGGUACCAUCGCCAUUCAACACCCCGGUCUGGGCUAUUUUGUGGUCAGCAUGCUGGACGGCGCUGCUGAGCUUCGUGUACCUUGCGUCCGAAACGGCCUUUUCUUCCCUUAUUUCGUGCGGAAUUUUACUGCAAUACCUCAGCUAUGCUGUUCCCCUCGUCUUGCUCCUUUGUCAUGGGCGGCCAAACUUUGCCCACGGUCCCUUCUGGCUUCCCAAGCUUGGUUAUCUUGCAAACUUCGUUACCCUGGCUUGGACCGCGGUCGCUCUUGUCGUGUACUGUUUCCCUUACUAUCUGCCCGUCAGCGCUGCGGAGAUGAACUACAUUUCUGUCAUCUUGGUCCUGAUCGGGCUUUACAUCAUUGCGUAUUGGGUGCUUUGGGGCAGCCAGGAGUUUGUUUUACCGGAAGUCGAGGAUACGUGCAAGCUCGACAUCACGGAGAUUAGAACCUGCGAACCGCAAGACCGAAACCUCUACACGCGCUUCAAACUCGAAGGCCCCAACCAAGUCCUCUGGCACGAGACACCCCAGCUAUCGGCUCCAGGCCUAUCGAUCAACCCCUCAAAGCCCCUCGAGCUGAAGGAGGCAGGCAUGCAGUACAUCCUGAAAAUCACCGGUCGCCAUGACAAGGACGACGUUGAGUUCAAAUAUGGCCUCUUGACCUGGACGACGGACUCCACGUCGGGGUUCGCCAAGUGCAGAGGUGUGACGGCUGAUGACUGGAACAAGGGGGGCAGUCACUGCCGAACUGAUUCGAGGCAGUUCCAGUGCGAGUUCGCCUGCUAA